Messenger RNA from Klebsormidium nitens, 1030 nucleotides. NCBI's taxonomy places the organism in Eukaryota, Viridiplantae, Streptophyta, Klebsormidiophyceae, Klebsormidiales, Klebsormidiaceae. The record is from the annotation of a GenBank genome assembly.
GAAGGAGCAGCCGUGCAAGAUUGCAAGUUGCAGAAUCAACUCGAGAAGUUGGAAGUUGGAGAAAAGGAGAUCCGCACAGAAGUUCAAGGCGUGGAACAAGCGCUUCCUCCUUCAUUUUGGUGCUGCCUCUCGCCUGUGAGGCUGUGUGAUCAGCUGACACCUUGAUAAGCAGGUGCACCAUCAGUCGAGCGAGCAUGGACGCCUACAGACACUGCUUACGCCUCAGCAGAUUAAUCAAACAGUUGGAGCCCGGGUACCGAUUGCAGUUUCAUGCAAACUUUGCAAAAGGUGCGGCCAAGUCCAAGACUCCGCAGAAGGGUGGGAAGCCUAUGAAGAAGAGGACAGCACAGGAGGCGCAGGCGGCCCUGAAAGCAAAGGCCGAUCCGCCAGACGUGCCGACGUCCAUGUCGCCGCUGUUGAAGGCCAGCCUGGCAAGGCAAGACCUGAAGAAGCCGCAGCAGAGCCCCGAGGAGCUGAAGGCGAGCGAAGCGGCUGCCAAGGAGUACAGCCGAAAAAUGUUGCACGAACUGCGACAGAAGCAGUUAGGACUGCAGCAACGGAUACAGCUCAAAUGGGCCGCUAUAGCUGCACUGCCUGAGGGGUUUCUCCGCGACGAAGCCUCGAAAGAGGACCUGACCCCCUUUCCACCUCGGCGAAUACCAACGUGGACCCCUCCGAUUCCUGGCUUCAGCAACCGGGACGAUGCUAGUGCUCGAGACGCCGAUCGGAGGCGGCGGUAGCCUCCGCUCUCGGAACCCGAAGAUGAACUUGGGAACGCUUCUUUCAUAGCAUACUCUAUUGUUAUUGCGGAAGUUUGACUUUGCGGAAAUCUGUGCUUUGGAUUCGUGCAGCUCACAGACUCGGUGCUGGAGCUGCUCGUGUGGUUCGGCCGGAACUUGCUUGCGUCACCCCAACUAUCACAGGGCAUGCACUGAAGUUGGCUCGCUACCUCAUUGUCAGAUGCAUUGGAUGCACUCAGUGAGAUCAUCGGGUGUUGGACGAGUUUUUAUAUCGAUCUAGAGCUGCGGAC